Messenger RNA from Paraglomus occultum, 531 nucleotides. NCBI's taxonomy places the organism in Eukaryota, Fungi, Glomeromycota, Glomeromycetes, Paraglomerales, Paraglomeraceae. The record is from the annotation of a GenBank genome assembly.
AUGGCUGUCAAUAGCACUUUAACGCCACCAAUUAGAAAUGAUAUUUGCGCAAAUCCAGGGUGUUGCGGCCAGGACUGUUCUUACCAGGGACUUUACGAGCUAAUUUAUGACAUAGACGUAUCAGACCCUAAAGCACUUAGUGAUGUUCUUGCUAGUCUCUUCGCACCAGCCUUAAACAAGCAAGUCACUUCAAAAACCGAAGUUAGCAAAUUAACUUAUGCAUGGUAUUCGGCAAACUCGGCUAUCUUCAGAGAUAAUCCUCAAUGUGUCAAAGAAUUCAUGUUGGCUUGGAUAUGUGACAAGUAUGAUACAUGCACCUCAGUUGAGCCGCUGAAGACAUUGCUCGAUAAACUUCCUGGUCUUUUUGCAAAUCUUUUACCCGAUGAUAUUGUCACAGCAUGGACUGUCAAGAAAGCGCUUCAAGAGGCAAUGAAAAUGGAUGCCUCGGUUGCAGAGAGCUUAAUUGCGUCGGCAGCAGAACUUGUGAGAUUGAGCGACGUCGAUUUUCUCUAUGAUAUUGGUAAAUGCUAG